CUGGCUGACAAGUAAGCACUGCCACUGCUGGGCAGCGAGCACUGCACUCGAGCUGGAGGAGGAAGAGGAGGAGGAAGAGGGAAGCUACCACCAAGGGGCAGUGCCCCCAUCCUGGGGGCAUCAUGCCACUCUCCACAGCCAAAGUGGCAACUCGGCUGGCUCAAGGAGUCACAGCCAAAAGAGCAGCAGUGGCACUGUUGGUGGCUCUGUACGGUGCCAAGAAGUUGUACCCGAUCCUGCGACGGCAGUGGGCAACCUCUGUCCUCCGGGUGAACUCCAACCUAACGGCAAACUCCAAUUCUGCUGAGGCACCAGCCAGCUGUGGGUUCCCAGAUGAGGUGACAGCAUCCCCACCUGGCGUGAACAGGGUGUUCUUUCUCCGCCUCUUACGCCUUCUGCGCUUGCUGUUCCCUGGGCUACUCUGCCGGGAAACAGGGCUUUUGGCCUUGCACUCGGCUGCCCUAGCCAGCCGCACUUUCCUCUCAGUGUACGUGGCCCACCUAGAUGGACGCUUGGCCCGCUGCAUCGUCCGCAAGAAUCCACGUGACUUUACGUGGCAGCUUUUCCAGUGGCUCCUCAUUGCCCUCCCAGCCACCUUCGUCAACAGUGCCAUUCGGUACCUGGAGGGGCAACUGGCUCUGGCCUUUCGUGGCCGCUUAGUGGAACAUGCCUACCAGCUCUACUUUGAGGGCCAGACCUACUACCGGGUCAGCAACAUGGAUGGACGCCUGCGCAACCCAGACCAGUCUCUCACAGAAGACCUGGUGGCCUUCGCCAACUCUGUGGCCCACCUCUACUCAAACGUGACCAAGCCGGUGCUUGAUCUCAUUGUGACCUCGUAUACGCUGCUCAGUUCGGCCAGAUCCAAGGGGGCCGGCACAGCGUGGCCCUCGCUUAUUGCUGGACUGGUGGCUGGCCUCACUGCCAAGGUGCUGCGCUCCUGUUCGCCAAAGUUUGGCCAGUUGGUAGCUGAGGAGGCACGACGGAAGGGGGAGCUCCGUUAUAUGCAUUCCAGAAUGGUGGCCAACUCUGAAGAGAUUGCCUUCUAUGGGGGGCACAAGGUGGAGCUGUCCCUUCUGUGGCAGUGCUACCGCAACCUCGCCUCCCAGAUCAACGUGCUGCUCUUAGAACGGCUCUGGUACGUCAUGCUGGAGCAGUUCCUCAUGAAGUACGUGUGGAGCGCUGCCGGGCUGGUCAUGGUGGCCGUGCCGAUCAUCACUGCCACCGGUUACUCUGAGACAGACUCAGAAGCUGUGAAACAAGCUGCCCUGGAAAUGGAGGAGAAAGAGCUGGUGAGCUUGAGAACUGAAGCCUUCACCACAGCCCGGAACCUGCUGACUGCAGCAGCCGAUGCCACAGAGAGGGUCAUCUCUUCGUACAAAGAGCUGACUGAGCUGGCAGGGUACACUGCUCGUGUGUAUGAGAUGUUCCAAGUAUUUACGGAUGUGAAAGACUGUAACUUCCGGCGUCCUGGGGAACUCGAGGAGAGGCAGGCUCGUGCUGGAACAGUGAUGAGGCAUGGGACACGUGUAGAGGGACCUCUCCGGAUACAAGGACGUGUGGUUGAUGUUGAUAAUGGAAUUAUCUGCGAAAACAUACCCAUCAUCACUCCCACUGGAGAUGUGGUGGUCACCAGUCUCAACAUCCGAGUAGACGACGGCAUGCACCUGCUGAUCACAGGCCCCAAUGGCUGUGGGAAGAGCUCACUGUUCCGUAUCCUGGGCGGGCUCUGGCCGACGUAUGGAGGCACGCUCUACAAACCACCUCCCCAUCGUAUGUUCUACAUUCCACAGAGGCCAUACAUGUCUGUGGGGACCCUGCGGGACCAGGUGAUCUACCCAGACACAGCUGAGGACAUGGCGCAGAAAGGACGGUCAGACGCAGACCUGGAGCGAAUCCUGGGCAUCGUCAACCUCACAUAUAUCGUGCAGCGUGAGGGAGGCUGGGAAGCUGUCAGCGACUGGAAGGAUGUGCUGUCAGGUGGUGAGAAGCAGCGGAUGGGGAUGGCCCGGAUGUUCUAUCACAGUCCAAAGUAUGCUCUCCUGGACGAAUGCACCAGCGCUGUCAGCAUUGACGUAGAAGGCAAGAUCUUCCAAGCAGCAAAGGAUGCAGGGAUAGCACUGCUCUCAAUCACCCACCGACCUUCACUAUGGCAUGUCUGCGGAGCCCGGCUGCCAGCAGACACCACCAUGCGGGAGCUGAAAUGCCCCUGGCGCGGCCAACCGGAUUUGGCCAUGUUCCUAGGCUACCAGCUGCUGUACCAAAUGGUUCUGCUGAUGCUCCUAGUGCCGUUGUCCCCAGCUGCUCGGCCUCCCUCCUACCCAUCCUUCUUGGUCCCCAACACUACCUUCAAUCAUCUAGCCCAAGCCCAGGACACAGGGAUGCUGUACGUAGGUGCCGUCAAUGCCUUGUUCCAGCUGAGCCCUGAGAUGAGGCUGGUGGGGCGUGCCCGCACAGGGCCGGCCCCAGACAGUCCAGAGUGCCUCCCUUUCCGCAAUGCCCACGAAUGCCCACAGGCCCGGCUCACAGACAACUCAAACAAGCUGCUGCUGACCAACGAGCAGGCCGGGGAGCUGGUGGUUUGCGGGCAGCUCUUUCAGGGAGUGUGUGAGAAGCGAGCCCUUGCAGACAUUGCCAAGCUGUUGUACCAUCCUGAGGAUCCUGGGGACAAUCAGUUUGUGGCGGCCAACGAGCCACGGGUUUCGACCGUGGGGUUGGUGGGGCACCAUGAUGGCCGUGAUCUGCUCUUUGUGGGCCGUGGGCUGACUGCAAAGCUCUCCGGGGGAAUCCCCCCAUUCACCAUCCGGCAGCUGGAAGGAGCCCAGGCCUUCUCCAAUGAGGGGAUGGGAAAGCUGGUGGUGGGCGACUUCUCUGACUACAACAACAGCUAUGUGGGUGCCUUUGCCUCCGACGGCUAUGUCUACUUCCUUUUCUCUCGGCGUGGGGCCAAGGCACAAAUGGAGUAUCGCACCUACCUCUCCUGGAGCUGCAUGGAAGACACAAACCUCUAUUCCUAUGUCGAGCUUCCCCUUGAGUGCCGGGAUGCAAAAGGGCACAUCUACAACCUGGCUCAAGCCGUGCAUUUGGCACCUGGUUUUGCAGGGAAAGGGAAAACUAUCUUUGUGGUCUUAGCCACCGGGCAGGGCUCCACUGCAUCCCCGACAGCGCAGACCGCCCUGUGUGCGUACAGCUUGGACGAGGUGAAUGCUGCUGUGGAGCGGACACGGCGGCUGUGCUACACCUCAGCCGGGAUGAGUGCAGCCAGGGAGGAAGAGGCUGCCAUUGAGUACGGCGUGACCUCACGCUGUAACUCCUUACCCAAGGAGUCCCCUGAGGCUUACCCCUGUGGGGAUGAACACACACCUAGUCCCAUAGCCAGCCGAAAGCCAGUGGUGUCUGAGGCCCUCCUAGCCACCAUGCCGAGACUGACAGCUGUGGCAGCCAUGGUAGAAGCGGGACAUACCAUUGUCUUCCUGGGGGAUGGCAUCGGGCAGCUGCAUAAGGUUUAUGUGAAUGGCUCCAUAGCACAAGUCUACAGCACAAUCCCCACUGGCCAGCGCUCUCCGGUCAAUCCAGACCUACUACUAGACAACAGCGGAGCCCACCUGUACGUGAUGACAACCUCACAGGUCUCCAAGGUCCCUGUCUCAGAAUGCCCUCGUUUCCAGGACUGUGCCUCUUGUCUGCGUGCCCGGGACCCCUUUUGUGGUUGGUGUGUCCUGCAGAGCAGGUGUACCAGGAAGUUGGAAUGUGAGCGCCAUGAAAUGGCCAAUCACUGGCUCUGGAGCUAUGGGGUUGAGAGCCAGUGUUUGAGAGUGGAACAGAUGUCACCAGCCAAUCAGAGCCGAGAAGAGCAGACAGAGGUCUCCCUGCUGGUCCCCCGUCUCCCUGCUCUGGCUGAGGGAGAGCAUUACCACUGUGCCUUUGGGUCCCAAGACAGCCCAGCCCAGCUGCAAGAUUCUUGGGUUCGCUGCUUCUCACCUGUUCCUCAGCAGGUGCCACCCACCCAGGAAGGCAAAGAUCAUGUGACUGUGCCAUUAGCACUGAUGUUCCAGGACGUGGUUGUGGCCUCCAUGGGAUUUUCCUUUUAUGACUGCAAUGCCGUGAGCCGACUCGCUGAUGCCACCCCGUGUGGAACAUGUGUGGACAGCCCCUGGAUGUGCCACUGGUGCCCAUCUAGUCACCGAUGUGUCCCGAGAGGGCCCUGCCAAGAUGGAGAAGAGAUUAUUUAUAGUCAGAAGCUCUCCACUGAAGAACUCCAGGGCCCAGCUGCCUGCCCUAGUAUUGGGGGAAUUGGAGAGAUCCACUUGAUCCCUGUUGGUGUAGAAAUGCCACUGGACCUGGUCGCCUGGAAUUUGCACUUGUUGAAGGGCCCAGUGACACUCUCCUGUGUACUGGAGGUGGAGGGAACCCCAGUUUUGGUCCCAGCAUCCCUGGAAGAAGGGGACAGGGGAACUUCCCAGCCUGUGCAAUGCCUGCCCCAUGCCUAUAGCUACACACAGUCUGCCCCAGAACUGCAUGUCCCACUCUACAUCAUGGUCGGGGAUGACCAGCGCCUCGACAGCCAUGGAGACCUGAACGUGACUUUGUACAAUUGUUCUGCUGGCCGUUCUGACUGCAGCCGCUGCAAGGCUGCCCCCCGGCGUUUCCGCUGUGUCUGGUGCCAGCUGGAAGAAGGGCCUAGCUGCGUCUAUGAGGAGCAAUGCCCCUCCAAAGUUGGUGUGGCUGCUUGUCCAUCGCCAGUCAUCCACUCGCUCCAUCCCCUCAGUGGACCGCUGGAAGGGGGCAUGUCUCUCACAGUGACAGGAUCCAACCUGGGCCAUCGUUUUGAGGAUGUGGCCAGAACCGUGCUGGUGGCUGGGCUACCGUGCAUCCCUGAUCCAGCCCAGUAUCUAGUCUCUACUCGGAUUGUCUGUGAGGUGCCUCCUGGAAAGCGAGGAUUGUCUGGCCCUGUGGAGGUCACUGUUGGAGACCGUCCCCCAGGAGUUUCUGCAAGCCACUUCACCUACCAGGACCCCACCCUUCUUGAUCUGUACCCAAGGCUUGGUCCCAUGGCUGGGGGCACUCGGCUCACCAUCACUGGGGAGCAGCUUCUGACAGGCACUGAGAUAGCCACCUUUGUGGGGGACCUGCCCUGCAUCCUCGAGGAACCCAUGAAACCUGAGGCCAUCAUCUGCCGCACCAGUGCCAGCCCAAAACCACAAGAGGCACGUGUCUGGGUCCAGUACGGCGAAGCACAGCGCCUACUGCAGGAGAAACCCUUCCAUUACACACUUAACCCGCAACUAACUGGAGCUUUCCCAUCCACCAGCUUCCAUGGGGGAGGACGGAUCAUUCACGUUGAAGGGAUGAAUUUGGAUGUGGUGCUGCAGCCACUCAUUAAAGCUGUUCUGGAGCCGGAAGAGGAAGGAGUGGAAAGCCGCCGGAAGAAAAGAGCAUGUGACUCCUUGCAGGGGCCUCAUGCCCCACUGACCCCAGCUCCGCCACGUCCCUGUGUUGAGGUUGGGAACUUGCUGGAGUGCUGGGAGACUUGCUGUGCCAAUUCAUCCACCCUGCUCCUCUGUCCUUCACCUGCUGUGCCACCCCAUGCUCGCUUCCACCAUCUUCUCUUUGAGCUGGAUGGGCUCCGUGUCUCCUUUAGGAAUGCCAGUGGAGGCCAAGAUUUCUCCUACAAGCCUAAUCCUCAACUGCGCUGGCCUGGCAGGGAUUCCACCGGACGUCCUUUCAGUCUUAAGCCUGGCAACGUCUUAGACAUAGAGGGAGAAGGCUUGAACCUUGGCAUCAGCAAGGAUGAAGUGCGGGUCAUCAUUGGCAACAGCGUCUGCACAGUCAAGACCCUCACGCUUAACCAUUUGUACUGUGAGCCCCCCUUGCAGCCCCCCCAGCCACUUAAUGCUUCCUCUGUGCUGCCAGAGUUCAUUGUACAGAUGGGAAACUUACUCCUGGAUCUUGGUCGAAUUCGCUAUGACACAGAGCCACCGUCCCGUUUCCCUCCUGAAGCCCAAAUUGGGCUGGGAGUGGGAGCAGCUGUGCUGGCUUUUGUUGUGUUGCUCCUCAUCCUGAUGUACAGACGGAAGAGCAAACAAGCCCUUCGAGACUACAAGAAAGUGCUGGUACAGCUGGAGAACAUGGAGAGCAGCGUUGGCGAUCAAUGUCGCAAGGAAUUCACUGACCUAAUGACAGAAAUGACUGACCUAAGCGGGGAGCUAGAGGGCUUGGGGAUCCCAUUCCUGGACUACAACACCUACACCCAACGUGUCUUCUUCCCGGCUCAGGGGGAUGUGCCCUUGCGACGGGUGCUGGACCUGCCCGAGGGCCGCCGUGCCACAGUGGAGCAGGGCCUAGGGCAGCUCUCCAAUCUGCUGAACAUCAAAAUCUUCUUGCUGACGCUAAUCCGAACACUGGAGGCCCAACCUACCUUCUCCCAGCGGGAUCGAUGUCAUGCAGCGUCCCUCCUCUCACUGGCUCUUCACGGGCGCUUGGAGUACCUAACUGACAUCAUGCAGACCCUGCUGAGUGAUCUUGCUGCCCAGUGUGUGGCCCGCAACGCCAAGCUCAUGCUCCGCAGGACAGAAACCAUGGUGGAGAAGCUACUGACCAACUGGAUGUCCAUCUGUCUCUACUCCUAUCUCAGGGAGGUGGCUGGGGAGCCCCUGUACAUGCUGUUCCGCGCCAUCAAGUACCAGGUGGACAAGGGCCCAGUGGAUGCCGUGACAGGCAAGGCCAAGCGGACGCUGAAUGAUGGACGGCUGCUGCGAGAAGAUGUGGAGUAUCGGCCCCUGACCUUGACUGUCCUGGUGCGGGGGAGCGGGCCCAGUGGUGGGGCUGAGAUGCAACGCAUCCCAGCCCGUGUCCUUGACACAGACACCAUUACCCAGGUGAAGGAAAAGAUCUUGGAUCAGGUCCACAAGGGUGUGCCUUUCUCUCAGCGCCCUUCCGUGCACUCGCUUGACCUAGAGUGGCGCUCAGGUGUCGCUGGCCACCUAACACUUUCUGACGAGGAUCUGACAUCUGUCACACAAAACCAAUGGAAGCGACUCAACACGCUACAACAUUACAAGGUUCCAGAUGGGGCCACAGUUAGCCUCAUCCCCCGCCUUCACAAUGACAUCUCCCAGGGAACUGGCCAGAACAUUUUCUCUGGAGAAAAUACCCCUAUGUUAGAGGAUGGCGAGGAGGGGGGACUGCGCCUCUGGCACCUUGUAAAGCCAUCCGAGGAACCUGAACCCACAAAACAGCAGCAAGACCGACGCAGCAGCCUGCGUGAGCGUGCAAAGGCUAUUCCUGAGAUCUACCUCACCCGUCUGCUUUCUAUGAAGGGAACACUGCAAAAGUUUGUGGAUGACGCUUUCCAGGCUGUGCUGAGUGUUAACCGCCCAGUACCAAUCGCUGUCAAGUAUCUGUUCGACCUUUUGGAUGAGCUUGCAGCACGGCAUGGAGUCAGCGAGCCAGAGAUACUGCACAUCUGGAAGACCAACAGCUUGUUGCUGCGUUUCUGGGUGAACACUCUCAAGAACCCACAAUUCAUUUUCGAUGUGCGAGUCUCCAACAAUGUGGAUGCCAAUCUGAGUGUCAUUGCUCAAACUUUCAUCGAUGCCUGCACCACUGCUGAGCACAAAGUUGGCAGAGAUUCACCAGUCAACAAACUGCUCUAUGCCAGGGAAAUUCCACACUACAAGCAAAUGGUUGAGAAAUAUUAUGCUGAUAUCCGACAGACUGUUCCUGCCAGCUACCAAGAGAUGAACUCAGCCCUGACAGAACUCUCAGGGAAAUAUUCAUCGGACCUCAAUUGCCUGGUGGCCCUGCAAGAACUUUACAACUAUAUUAACAAGUACUAUGACCAGAUCAUCAGUGCGCUAGAAGAGGAUCCACUGGGGCAGAAGAUGCAGUUAGCAUAUCGACUGCAGCAGAUUGCAGCUCUCGUGGAGAACAAAGUGACUGACUUGUGACAUUCCUGAAUCUGCCACAUGCCCAGAUUGAACAUGAACAUGACCAACUGUGCAAUCCUAAGCUUGUUUACUCAGAAGUAAAUCCUGCUGAGUUCAAUGGGGCUUACUCCCGAAUAACUGCAUUCUGUGAUUGCAGCAGAAGGGACAGGCUGAUCUACCCUGAAAGCGCUCCAUUUCUGUGCACAUGUUCCCCCCACCCCUCCUCACCCACCCAGUGCCUUAACUGCAUCGAUGCUGCCAGGCUCUCUUGCACUUGGUGCUCUCUCUCUCUUUAAAUACUAGCUGCAAAGGGAAUCCUCCCAGUCUGAUACACUGGCUUUGUAAAUAAAAGGGUGUAUUUAUUUCGGACACUCUCUGAAGAGCGUGCUGGCUGCUAUCUCCCCUCUUGUGGGGAGGGGAAUCAUGGCAGCUCCCUGCUGACCGCUGCAGUGCCCAGGAUUUGGGGAUUCACUCCUUCCACCCACAAUUUCCAGGGCGGUAAUGCACUAACAUUGGGGUGGCAACACCACUUUCCAGCUUCCUCUGGACAAACAGACUCUUAACUAGUCUCUCUCUUAACCCUUCCCAUCUAUCUCCUCCCAUCCCCAAUUUUAUGUAUAUAUGGGAGCUGUCUGCUCCAGGAUUGUAUUUAUUUUAAUGAGAUUUGGAAGAAUUAAAAGAAAAUCUUUUCAGAAAAAU
Messenger RNA from Varanus komodoensis (Komodo dragon), 8627 nucleotides. RefSeq names its product ATP-binding cassette sub-family D member 1-like. Lineage: Eukaryota; Metazoa; Chordata; Lepidosauria; Squamata; Varanidae. Gene Ontology annotation, molecular function: ABC-type transporter activity; long-chain fatty acid transmembrane transporter activity; ATP hydrolysis activity. Gene Ontology annotation, biological process: negative regulation of cell adhesion; negative regulation of cell migration; semaphorin-plexin signaling pathway involved in axon guidance. Gene Ontology annotation, cellular component: semaphorin receptor complex; peroxisomal membrane. The transcript is spliced from 43 exons. Bases 123 to 7949 code for a protein of 2608 amino acids. The record is from RefSeq and is a predicted model, not a curated record.